This is a messenger RNA of Neoarthrinium moseri, 705 nucleotides long. RefSeq lists its product as uncharacterized. Bases 1 to 705 code for a protein of 234 amino acids. The record is from RefSeq and is a predicted model, not a curated record. The transcript has 3 exons. Lineage: Eukaryota; Fungi; Ascomycota; Sordariomycetes; Amphisphaeriales; Apiosporaceae.
AUGGUUGCCGCACUACGUCUUUUUGCUGUUGCAGCUCUUGCAGCAGCUACAUCCGCAUCGCCAGCAGCGGUUCCUGUCGAUUCAUCCGUGCAGUCCCUCGAGCAACGCGCCGGUGACGGAGGCAACGUAGCACUCGCAGGUGCACAACUCGUAAAGGAAAUUCUGAAGGCAAUUGGUGUCUUUACCGAUGACGAGAAGAAGAACGCUUGGGACUUCAAAUCCAAUAAGGACAUGUGCGAAGUCUUCAUGAAGACAGUGGACGGCGGGAAGUGUACAAUCUCAGUUGAAUGCAAGGACGGGGGCAAGACAGAGUACUACCCAAACAAGGCGGACUACAAGAACUGCUUCGUCGGAGGUACUGAGACCAUCAAGGAUCCCAGAAUUGGAGAAUUCAGUCUCACCUACACCAAGCGAGAUGGUGCCGAGGGCCAGGGCUUGACGGAGCCCGUGCUCAAGGUGAAGAACGUCGGCAACUGGAAGGAAUGGAAAGUCACAGAUAUGGCCAGGGCCAAGGACAAGGCGGACCUCUGCGAGAAGGGUAUCGCACCGCUGAACUGUCAUAGGGGUCCGUGGCUCUGCCGCUGGGUCCAUGGCGGAAACACCCCUAUCACUCAAGACCGCUCCAAGCGCUGGAGCUGCGGUGUUCCCAAGGUCGGAGCCACUUUCCCAGAUGGUACCAACUGGGACAAGAUGUGGCAGCACUAA